Sabethes cyaneus is the source of this 1575-nucleotide messenger RNA. Its product is annotated as carbohydrate sulfotransferase 11. Gene Ontology annotation, cellular component: membrane. The record is from RefSeq and is a predicted model, not a curated record. The transcript is spliced from 4 exons. NCBI's taxonomy places the organism in Eukaryota, Metazoa, Arthropoda, Insecta, Diptera, Culicidae. Bases 208 to 1248 code for a protein of 346 amino acids. Gene Ontology annotation, biological process: carbohydrate biosynthetic process. Gene Ontology annotation, molecular function: sulfotransferase activity.
AAGUUGGUGGUGAUUUCGUUUCUGGCUGCUACCUUUACGAGUGCGAACACUGCUACAGCAAUGGAUUCGAGAGAAAUUUGAUAGAACUUUUCGGUUUUCGCACCUCACUGGAACCCCGUGGGUGAUACAUGUAACAACUGUCGAGCGAGCGUAUCUCUUCACGAUAACCCAUGACACUGAGUCGAGACAGCCGUGUACGCGUGAAAAAUGAUAUCAUCCCAACCGGACUCGGUCAGCGUGCUUCUGCUGACGAUGGUGGCAAUGUGUUUUCUCCUCCGAUCGGCAGCCGGAUUGCAGCAGAAGCAUCAUCGGGAUGUGCCACCAUCGCCGGCGUUGCUGAUGACGAACGAAAAUACUCUGCUCAACGAUGUCCACGAGUACGAACUGACACAGGCGCAGAACUUCCAGCGGCAGGACACGCUGCAGCGAGCUUGUACGCAGCUUAGGGAUCAACUGGAGUACAAAUCACUGGACGAGUUGAACUCCUUCCAAUCGAACCACCUGUUGAUCGACGAGGGUCACAAGUUCCUGUACUGCUACGUUCCAAAGGUGGCCUGCACCAACUGGAAGCGCAUUCUCAUGAUCAUGACAAACAAAUGGAACGGCUCGGACCCGCUCCAGAUCCCGGCUGAUACGGCACAUUCGAACGGAAUGUUCCGCACGUUCAGCUCACUCAACGCAACGGAACGGCAAGCCGUCCUGGCGGACUACAGUCGCUUCGUUCUGGUACGGCACCCAUUCGAACGACUGCUGUCCGCCUUCCGCAACAAACUGGAAGGUAACUCCAAGAGUGCAAAAUAUUUUCAGAUGCGCGUUGGCAAGCUGAUCGUGAAAACGUUCCGACCGAACGCGUCGAACAGUUCGCUGGAGUACGGUCACGACGUAACGUUCCGCGAGUUCAUACAGUAUCUUCUGCGGCCGGAUUUGAGCCGCAAUUCUAACCUAUCGUUCAACGAGCACUGGGAACCGAUCAGCAAGCUGUGUCACCCAUGUUUGCUGCAGUACAACAUCAUCGGCAAGUACGAAACGUUGGUGGACGAUUCGGCCCUGGCCCUGCAUCUAGCCGGCGUCAGUGACGACAUUAAUUUUCCCAUUGCAUACAAAACGUCCGGUACCGGGGAACGGUUGCGGAAGUAUUUCAGCGACAUUCCGUUGCCGCUCAUUCAGAGUCUGUACCGGUUGUACGAGGAAGACUUUCGGUUGUUCGAUUAUAACCUGGAGGAAAUAUUGGGCUUCGAGUUGGGAUAACGACGGAUGGUAGUAUGGCAAUUGGGGACUGGGAGACUUUCGUGGACAGGUUGUAUUAUUAUGACAGAAAACAGAAAUCAAAGAUAAGGCUUAGCUUUAAAUUAAUGGCAAUGACUAAAAACAAAACGAAGGCAAUCGGUGUAUACGCUUUAACACAGGCUCUUUGGAGAGGUGUAUUAAUGUUCAAAAUUCUACGUUAAACUUGUACAUGUACAACUAUGACUAACAUUCGCAACUUAUACCAUAUUUUUAGAUGUGAUUUACGACUUCUGUUCCGUACUUAUUAAAACUAUAUUUGUUGACGACUCUGUGAUGGUAGCUCUUUAU